UGCGGGGCCCGCGCCGGGCGCUGCAUCGUGGUGCACGGAGCCGGCUCUUUUGGGCAUUUCCAAGCGAAGGCACAUGGUCUGGCUUCAGGGUCACCGACGAACAGUGAAAGUCUACGACAGGGGCUGUGUCUGACCAGGAUUUCUGUCACCAAGCUGAACCACAUGGUGACAGAACAGCUGGUGAUGUGUGGAGUCCCAGCAGUGGGCAUUUCGCUCUUUGGAGCCUGGAGGACAGCAGGCAGGAAAAUCACCCAGGCUGGUAUUGCUGCCAUAAGGGACUCCUUGGAAGCAGGAUACAUCCCAGUCCUUCAUGGGGACUGUGUUCUGGACUCGGAGCAGCACUGUAGUAUCUUAUCUGGUGACACAAUCAUUGAGGUUCUGUCCCGUGAAUUCUCACCGAAGCGAGUGGUGUUUCUCACUGAUGUCGAUGGAAUCUAUGAUCGUCCACCUGAUACCCCAGGUGCCACACUGGUGGAUUCCAUUGCUGUCAAUGCUGAUGGAAGCAUAGACCCACCUGUGCUCACAUCUGCACUGCCACACGAUGUAACUGGGGGGCUGGCCCUGAAGUUACAGACUGCAAUCAACAUAGUUACUCAGAGUAAUGGCUCCAUCCCUGUGCUGAUCUGUAAACUUGAAAGCGAAGUGGCCAAACGAGCCUGUUUAACUGGAGAGCUUAGAACAGGUGAAGGCACAAAACUCUUCCUCCGGCAGACUGAAGAAACCACUUCUGUAAUAGCCUCUGGUUGGGCAGGAUGAUCAGCAAAAAUACAUUGCAAAUAUUCACUCCUUAACUUACUCCCGACUUCCAUAGGUGCCCCCAGCUAAAUGGUGACCCCAGCUAAAAUGUCUCUUGGCAGAGGAGUCCUUUCUCCUCAUUCAUUGGCAAUUAGGAGAGUCCAGUUUAGAUUUUCAUGCAUCUGUUCUCUAGCCCAGGCUUGACCUGAAUGGUUAAAUCCCUUGCUAGUUUUUCUUACAUAUAUCUUUGCUUAAAGAGGCAUAUAAAGCUACAUGGAGAACACAGGUUGUUUUCAGCUGGGAAAUGGGCUCAAGCUUUUCUCCUGGGGAUUAAUAAUGUAAUGUUAGCACAGUGAUUUGAUGCUGUGAAACACUGUGUAAAUGCCAAGUAUUAUUUGUGCAAUAGAGAGGGAGCUUUCAUUCCAAUUCUUAGACUAUAUAAUUCAUUACAAGCUGAUGUGUCCGAAAUUCCUUUCUUCUGCUGCAAGCUGCUUGGCCUUCAUGUUUCUACUUAAGCAUCUCUGCCAAAAUGUUAGAUUGAGGUGCUUAAAUUUUAGUUGCGUAGGUCUAUAUUCUUAAAUAAGAAGUCAAAGCUGUUCACCACUCCUUAUCUAGAUGCUCACAUGAAGUAUUCAAGUGCCUCACAGAUAAUAGCAAUCUUUGUCUCACAGGCUGCAUCCAGAUGAGCGCAGCUGCGUAGUAUGUGGUGCCACAGACCACACAUUCAGCUGUUCUCCAUGCUGCAAGGAACAACAUACAGGGGAGUGUUGACCCCUGGAUGUCCAGGGGGUCAUUCAAACCUGCACAAAAAAAGCAGAGCGGUGCAUGCAGGGCAUUGCAUGUUGCUCAGAAUCAGAGCCUGGCUGGCCAAAGCCAUGCUCCAGCUGCCGGCCAGGCUCCGAGCAGCAGGCUUGCUGCUGCAGCAGCCCCAGGAGGCCCCCAGAGCCCCAGGUUAGGCUGUUGGGGCCAGCCCAGUGCUGGCCCCAGCCUUCCCUACCCCACCCAGUGUAACCUGCCACACACCAGAGGGCACGUGACAUAGGUGUUCCCCGGAGACAGUUAGCUGCAGCACAAGGUGUGCUGCAUGUAGUUGUCACCAGGGAAUCAAAUGUCCAUGCUCAUGUGGACACGGCCACACUGUCCCUGUGAUACAGUUCACAUGUAUUCCAGUUUUACAGCUGGGGAGGAAUGACUCUGAAAGACUAAGGUUCAAGUUUUCAGAAGAGCUUACCACGGGUACACAAUUGUGUGCCGUGUACUUUCAGAAAUCUAGCUAAGGUGCAUCAACCUUGCAUUAUUUUGCACAAUUACAAUUUUGAUGGUUGUAUUCUCUGAUGUUCGAGUUUGCUGUGGUAUGUCACACAAGCCACGCAAAGCAAUCAGAGCUUACUUGUUCGGUAAGUUGAGUUUACAACUGCUUUAUAUUUCUAGGGCAGAGCAAAGAAGGUGGAGUAUGCAUCUUUGACUUGCCCUGCCUCCUAUUUUCCAGAUCCCCCGCCUAUCAUAUUCCUUUGUGUACUCACGCAAGAAUAUGUGCUAUAAACACAGUGCCCUUCUUCCUUUUUUUCAUUCUCUUGAGUUGAACUGAUGCAAAGAGUAGCUUUGAACAAGAAGGAUUUAGGAUGAAUGGUAAUGUCUGGUGUUACUUUUCAUAACCAAAAGUUCAUUUGGUAGCCAUGAUUGGUGUGUAAAAAUCCUCUACUUUAGAAAAACUGACAGAAAAUUGCCUUACUUAAAAAAAUACUACCCUCUUCAUUUUCUACAAUAGGGCUAAGGCUAUUAAAGCCCUACGACUUUUUCUUUUCAGUGAAAUUGAAGCUAGAAACUACCUUUAAAAUAUAGACCCUCAGAUAAUUCUAAACCUAAUUUUCCUUUCACUGUGUGUACUGCCAAGUUUCUUCAUUUUUCUAGUUUUGGCCAGUGAAAAUAUGCUAGUAAAUUUUGUUUUAUCUUUAGUAUCUGGUCAGUUCCUUUCCCAUGUUCCCAUGCUUGAGAAAAGGAACCAUUUGUGUUGAGCUUAAUAGUUGUAAAUGUUUCAGUUUUGCUGCCAAAUUUGCCAUGAAACUUUUUUUUUUUUUUACUACUUUGCUUUUUGGGAGGAAUUAUAUUGGAAGGAAUUAUAAUGUCGAUUUUUAUCACAGCCAUCAAUAUUUGUGUUGUAUGUAAAACUGGUUGUCGCUUAUGGAAAAAACAAUGAUGAUUUAAUAGCUGUAGUUACAAAGAGCACCUCAAGAAGGUAACAGAUGAUGAAUGCUUUGUGUACUUGCAGUGUAUUUUAUUUUAAAAACAAACUAGUUUAGAGGACAGCUGCAUUCAGUGUGUGCCCAUCUGUGCUGGUCAACAAAACACAAGUGUAUGUAUACACAUUGGUGCAUGAAUUUUAAUUUGACACUUUUUGAAGGAAAAGUAGAAUGAAGUAAAUUACAUCAAAUUUAAAAGCCUGUUCAAUUAGGGCAAAGACCUAGUCCAUGAAGCUAUAUCCAUUAAGUGACAUACUGGGCCUGCUCUUCGGCUCAUGUAAAUCAGCAAAGUUGUCUUAAUUUCAGUGGCUGAAGAAGGGUGUUUGUACCUGAAAGCCUGCAAAAGAGAAAAUGUCCUGCUAUUUUAGUUAGUCUAAUAAAAGAUAUUGUAUUUAC
Molecule: messenger RNA, 3371 nt
Organism: Alligator sinensis (Chinese alligator)
Lineage: Eukaryota; Metazoa; Chordata; Crocodylia; Alligatoridae
Product: glutamate 5-kinase-like
Exons: 6
Cellular component (GO): cytosol
Molecular function (GO): kinase activity
Source: RefSeq, a predicted model, not a curated record